AAUGAGAGAAGUCAUAUCUAUUCACGUAGGAUAAGGAGGUAUUUAAGUUGGUAAUGCCUGUUGGGAAUUAUUCUGUCUUGAACACGGAAUCCAACCAGAUGGUUAAAUGCCAUCAGACAAGACAAUCGGAGGAGGAGAUGAUGCCUUCAACACCUUUUUCUCAGAAACAGGUGCAGGAAAGCACGUCCCAAGAGCUGUCUUUUUGGAUUUGGAACCAACAGUUAUUGAUGAAGUCAGAACAGGAACAUACAGAUAAUUAUUCCACCCAGAAUAAUUGAUUUCAGGAAAAGAAGAUGCUGCCAACAACUUCGCCAGAGGUCACUAUACAAUCGGAAAGGAAAUCGUCGAUUUGUGCUUAGACAGAAUCAGAAAGUUAGCUGAUAACUGCACAGGUCUCUAAGGUUUCUUGGUCUUCCACUCAGUCGGAGGAGGAACAGGAUCAGGAUUGGGAUCACUUUUAUUGGAAAGAUUGUCAGUCGAUUAUGGUAAGAAAUCUAAAUUGGGUUUCACCAUCUAUCCAUCACCAUAAGUUUCAACAGCCGUCGUUGAACCAUACAACUCCAUCUUGUCAACCCACUCAUUGUUGGAACACACUGAUGUCUGUGUCAUGUUGGAUAAUGAAGCCAUUUAUGAUAUUUGCAGAAGAAAUUUGGAUAUUGAAAGACCAACAUACACAAACUUGAACAGAUUGAUUGCUUAAGUCAUUUCAUCAUUGACAGCUUCAUUGAGAUUUGAUGGUGCCUUGAAUGUCGAUAUCACUGAAUUCUAAACCAAUUUGGUGCCAUAUCCAAGAAUCCACUUUAUGCUUUGCUCAUAUGCUCCAAUCAUCUCAGCUGAAAAAGCUUAUCACGAAUAAUUAUCAGUUGCUGAAAUCACAAACUCAGCCUUUGAACCAGCCAACAUGAUGGCUAAGUGUGAUCCAAGACAUGGUAAAUACAUGGCUUGCUCCAUGCUUUACAGAGGUGAUGUCGUCCCCAAGGAUGUCAAUGCUGCUAUUGCAACAAUCAAGACAAAGAGAACAAUCUAAUUCGUCGAUUGGUGCCCAACAGGAUUCAAGGUCGGAAUCAACUAUCAACCACCAACAGUCGUCCCAGGAGGUGAUUUGGCUAAGGUUAUGAGAGCUGUUUGUAUGAUCUCCAACUCAACUGCUAUUGCUGAAGUUUUCUCCAGACUUGAUCAUAAAUUCGAUCUUAUGUAUGCCAAGAGAGCCUUCGUCCACUNUGGGUAACUGCUGAAAUUCAAAUAAUUUUUUUAGAGAGUUUUCAUCACAUAGCACUUUAAAAAUGAGAGAAGUCAUAUCUAUUCACGUAGGAUAAGGAGGUAUUUAAGUUGGUAAUGCCUGUUGGGAAUUAUUCUGUCUUGAACACGGAAUCCAACCAGAUGGUUAAAUGCCAUCAGACAAGACAAUCGGAGGAGGAGAUGAUGCCUUCAACACCUUUUUCUCAGAAACAGGUGCAGGAAAGCACGUCCCAAGAGCUGUCUUUUUGGAUUUGGAACCAACAGUUAUUGAUGAAGUCAGAACAGGAACAUACAGAUAAUUAUUCCACCCAGAAUAAUUGAUUUCAGGAAAAGAAGAUGCUGCCAACAACUUCGCCAGAGGUCACUAUACAAUCGGAAAGGAAAUCGUCGAUUUGUGCUUAGACAGAAUCAGAAAGUUAGCUGAUAACUGCACAGGUCUCUAAGGUUUCUUGGUCUUCCACUCAGUCGGAGGAGGAACAGGAUCAGGAUUGGGAUCACUUUUAUUGGAAAGAUUGUCAGUCGAUUAUGGUAAGAAAUCUAAAUUGGGUUUCACCAUCUAUCCAUCACCAUAAGUUUCAACAGCCGUCGUUGAACCAUACAACUCCAUCUUGUCAACCCACUCAUUGUUGGAACACACUGAUGUCUGUGUCAUGUUGGAUAAUGAAGCCAUUUAUGAUAUUUGCAGAAGAAAUUUGGAUAUUGAAAGACCAACAUACACAAACUUGAACAGAUUAAUUGCUUAAGUCAUUUCAUCAUUGACAGCUUCAUUGAGAUUUGAUGGUGCCUUGAAUGUCGAUAUCACUGAAUUCUAAACAAAUUUGGUGCCAUAUCCAAGAAUCCACUUUAUGCUUUGCUCAUAUGCUCCAAUCAUCUCAGCUGAAAAAGCUUAUCACGAAUAAUUAUCAGUUGCUGAAAUCACAAACUCAGCCUUUGAACCAGCCAACAUGAUGGCUAAGUGUGAUCCAAGACAUGGUAAAUACAUGGCUUGCUCCAUGCUUUACAGAGGUGAUGUCGUUCCCAAGGAUGUCAAUGCUGCUAUUGCCACCAUCAAGACAAAGAGAACAAUCUAAUUCGUCGAUUGGUGCCCAACAGGAUUCAAGGUUGGAAUCAACUAUUAACCACCAACAGUCGUCCCAGGAGGUGAUUUGGCUAAGGUUAUGAGAGCUGUUUGUAUGAUCUCCAAUUCAACUGCUAUUGCUGAAGUUUUCUCCAGACUUGAUCAUAAAUUCGAUCUUAUGUAUGCCAAGAGAGCCUUCGUCCACUGGUACGUCGGUGAAGGUAUGGAAGAAGGAGAAUUCUCUGAAGCCAGAGAAGAUCUUGCUGCCUUAGAAAAGGAUUAUGAAGAAGUUGGUAUUGAAACUGCUGAAGGAGAAGGUGAAGAAGGAGAAGCAUGAA
Messenger RNA from Paramecium pentaurelia, 2634 nucleotides. NCBI's taxonomy places the organism in Eukaryota, Ciliophora, Oligohymenophorea, Peniculida, Parameciidae. The record is from the annotation of a GenBank genome assembly.